Messenger RNA from Paramuricea clavata, 943 nucleotides. The record is from the annotation of a GenBank genome assembly. NCBI's taxonomy places the organism in Eukaryota, Metazoa, Cnidaria, Anthozoa, Malacalcyonacea, Plexauridae.
AUGCCUCACGAAUUGUAAGUCAGUCUUGCUGCAACCUUCAAUUGUCAGUAUAUCUGAGUUGUUGUAAUAGCUGUAAUUUUGCUUGAUUUAUAUAGUUGACUAUUUACAAAAUAAAGUAUUAGUGCAGAAAGAGAAAACAGAUUUGGGUAUUUCAAUGUGAUUUGCUUCAAACAAAGUAGCGUCUCCCCGGUUGGCGUAGAUGCGAAACAGUCAAAAUUCUACAGACCGAAGGAAUCACAAGCCAUUCGACUGAGGAAGAGAUUAUUUAUAUUUAAAGUUUAUAAUAAUACGAGUCAUUCAACGAUUGUUUCAAGGACAACCGAUAGCCAAAACGAGCGACAGACCGUCCUUGAAGAUAAUUCGUUCAUCACAAAUAUCACUGAAAGGUAAAUCAAAGCUUUUAUUAUUACUGAGCAUUUUGUUCGUCGAAUUAACGUUAGUUUGAGCAAAAACGCGGGCGUUCGGGGCGCCAUUGCUAAAGAACAUUUUUAUACGGACACGACACUGCUAAACCGGAUAUAGACUAUCAUAAAAAAAAAUAAAAAAUAAAUAACCAUCGCUCAGGAUGCCACCUAAAAUAAACUUCAAAACGCUCUUAGGGAAGCGAGACAAUGCUAUACAUGCUUUAAAAGAAUUGUUUGAAGAGUUUGAGACGGUGUUUGAAAUUCAGCCACAAUUAAAAAGGCUAGAACAAAUAUUUACAAUACUCGAAACCAAAUACAGAAGUAUCAAGGAGCAGCAAGAAUUCAUCGCAGACAAAUAUGUAGAGGGGGGUGUAGAAGAAACGUUGAAGGAAGCUCACAAAAAAAUAGGUGACGCUGUAAAGGAAGAAUAUUUGAAGAUAUCUAAAAAGUUUGCUGCCUACCAAAAAGAAGUAAGCUCCAAGAAACCUCAAGAAGAGACAGAAACCUUAAAGGCAAUGACAUCCGCAGUUUUAAAAUGA